This is a messenger RNA of Plasmodium berghei ANKA, 4200 nucleotides long. Its product is annotated as conserved Plasmodium protein, unknown function. The coding region runs from base 1 to 4200 and encodes 1399 amino acids. Lineage: Eukaryota; Apicomplexa; Aconoidasida; Haemosporida; Plasmodiidae. The record is from RefSeq and is a predicted model, not a curated record. The transcript is spliced from 2 exons.
AUGGGAAUAUUAAAACUAAAGAGUGAAAAAAAGAAAAGGGAAAAAAUAAAAGAAACUAAAAUAAAUUAUGAAAGGAGCUUUAAAAAAACCAAAAUAAAAGAUACAAUAAGUAGUAAAAAGGAUGAAGGAAAUGAAUUUGAUAUUUCAGUUUUUAUGAAAACAAAUCAUAGUUCAAAUAAAAUUCGACAAAUAAAUUAUGGUAAACUAGUUAAAAGUAUAAAAAGUAAUAAUAAUAUAAUUUUUAAUAAUAUAGAAAAGAUAUUAGAAAUAUUUGCAAAUGGAAUUAUUGAUGAAGAUGAUUGUAUAAGAAAUUAUUCAGCCAAAAUUUUUUAUUAUAUAUUAAAUAGUUAUAUAAAUUGUGAUGUUUAUUUUAAUAAAAUAAAAACAAGUAUAUUUUAUUCACUUAAAGGAAAGAUUGAAAAAUUAAAGAUUUAUAAUUUAGAAUUAUGUUAUAAUUUGUUUUUUAAAAAAAUUGAAUAUAGCCAUAAUUUUUUUUACGAUUUUUUAAAUGCUAUUUUAGAUUGUUUUAUUUCAUUACCAAUUGAUAAGAAGGUAAAGAAUGUCAAGUAUAUUUUUCUUUUGUUUGAGCAAAAGGCUCAACAUAAAAGAUGUGUAAAAUUAGGAAAAGAUAUGAAGAAAAUAAGAAAUGAAGAAAAUAAUAUGUUAAGAACAGAAAGGAUGUGUGAUAAAUUUGAAAAAAAUGAUAUAAAUUAUUAUUUUUGGAAAAAUAUAUAUUUAGAAGAUGAUCAGAAUUAUAGAAAAGAAGAUGAAUAUGAGAGUAUAAUAAGACAAAAUAUAAUUAACAAUAAUUGUGACAAUUUUUUAAUAAAAAAAGAUAUAAAAACGAGUAUAAAUAUAGAUACAAAAAUAAAUAUAUAUAUAAAAAUGUUUAAAUGUUUAUAUAAUUUUUUAGAUGAAAUAGAAUGUAAUAAUAUGAAUAUAGAAAUAAUAUCAUUAUACACAAAAAUAUCAAAAUGUAUAAUUUAUUUUAUAAAAAAAAAAAAAUCAAUUAUAAAGAUUGAUAUAAUUUUAUUAAUAAAUAAAUUUAUAAAAAAAUUUGUAGAAAUAAUAAAUAAUAAAUUAAAUAUUUUGAAUGAUAUAUUUAAUAUAUCAAUUUUAUUAGUUUUUCGAUUUUUGGACAUGAUUUAUUAUUUUGUUAUUAUGAUUAUAUUUUUGUGUGUAAAGGAUAUUAAUUUAUUUGAAAUUGUAAAGAAAAAAAUAUAUAUUGAUUUUAUUUAUCUUAUUAAAUAUUGUGUAACUAUUUAUGUGUAUGUUCUUAUUGUAUUUGAUUUUUUUAAAAUAAGUAAUAACAUUACAGAUUAUAGUGAAGAAUUAAAUAAGCAUGCUGAUAGAAAUGUGGUUGGUAUAGAUGAUGAAGUCAAUAUUUUAUGUAGAAAUGAAAUAUGUAAAUAUGAAAAAGAAUGUGAAAAUAAAAGCAUGUUUGAUAGUUUUGAAAUUAAUAAAGAGAAUUGUAAUGAAGUAGGAAAUAAUAUGAAAAAAUGGAAUAAAAAAGAAUUUGUUGUAAAAUAUUUUAAGAUAUUAAUAUAUUUUUAUAAUAUAUAUAUAAAUAUAAAAGAGGGUAAACAAAAAAUAUUUAUAAAUUUUAUCAUAACAUUGGGGGGAAAAAAUUUAAUUAAGAUAGAGAAUACAGAAAAAAAAAAAUUUAUAAAUAUAAUAAUGGAUUUAAUAAAAAAAAAAAUUGAAAUAUAUAAUUAUGAUAAUGAAGAAAAAUUAAUUUGGGAACUUUUAUUAAAUUAUAUUAACAAUUUUUCCGAAAAAUCAAUUGAAAAAAUAAUAUACUUAUGUUAUUAUAUCGUUAUUUUAUCUCAAACACAAAAAAAACAAAACAAAAAAAAUAAUGAAAUAGUUUUGAAACAUUUAUUAGAAGAAAGAGCAAUAAAUAAAAGAGAGGAUAGCGAUAAAACUAUGAUUUCUGAAAAAUGUACAAAAGGAAAUAUUAAAAGCAAUGAUAAGGAAAAUAAGAAUGAUAUAAUAGCAUUGUCUUUUUUUACAGCACCAUUUAUGUUUAUAUUUUUAGCUGAUUGUAGUUGUUUUAUAAAUAACAAAUUUUUUGAAUUUUUUUAUAAAUGUAUGAAAAUAAACGAUAAAGAAAAAGUAAUUAAAAUAUUGUUAUUUUUACAAAAGGAGGAAAACAUAAAUAUAAUCACCAAAAAUGUGUUUAACAGUUUUAUGAAUAAUUUAAUAUAUUUUUUGAAUAAUUGUAAUAACAGUAUUUUCAUUAAUAAUUUCAUAGGAUUUAUUUCUAUUAUUCAAAAUAAUAUUAAAUGUGAAAAUGGGAAUAGUAAGUUGGCAAAGGCAAAUAAAGGGUUAAAGGAAAAAGGUGACAAUUUUGAACAAAUUGAUAAAUUAAUAUUACUGGAUAUUCGACAAAAUUUAAAAGAAAUACUUGAAGAAAAAAAGGAAAUAUUAAUAAGUUAUUUUUUAAAUCGAAAUAAUUCAAAUUUAUUAUCAUUAAAAAUAAUAAGAAUUUUUUAUCACAUAUAUGGAGAUAAAAAUUGUAAACUUUUGAAUUUUAUUUAUUGCAUUAUAAUAAAAUAUAUAAAUGGAAAGUAUGGGGAUAAUUUUAUUUUGGCAAAAAAGGAAGUUAAAAUGUUGUUACAUGGUUUAUUUUAUGGGCGUGAAAUAAAUGUACACACACACUUUAACAAGAAUAGUGACCAAAACAAUGACAAAAACAUAUGUUCAUCAAUAUAUAAUAACGCUUGUUUUUAUAUGUUAAAAGAAGAUAUAAAAUCAGGGGUUUAUAUAUUGGAUAAAUAUUUAUAUAAGGAUAAUUUUUUAAUUUUUUUUUUAAAUUUAAAAAUUUACAAAACAUGGAAAAUUUUCAAGAAUGAUGUAUAUUCUUUUAUUGAUGAAAAUAAUAACUAUAAAAAUAUUAACAUUGAAGAUAAUUUGAAAGAUAUAGAAUAUACAAAUUUAAUUUUAAUAUUAAAAAAAAUAUCAUAUAUUACUUCUCAUAUUAAUGUAUACAGAUUAUCAAAUUCGGAUAAAUGCAUAAAUAAUAAAAAUAUAAUUGUUAGUUAUAUUUUUAAGUUAAUAAAAAUAAAUAUUUAUGAUAAAUUAUUCGAUAAUGGUUAUUCAAAUGAUAUAUAUAUACCAUAUGAUCGUAUUUUUAUAAAUAUAAAGAUUAUUUUUUUCUUUAAUUAUUUAUCAUAUUAUUUAUUUCAUUCUUUAUCUUUGCAAAAAUGCGAAGAUGCUGUUAUUUCGAUAAAAAAUUUUAAAGAUGAAAUAGAGAAAUCAGAACAAGUUAUAGAAUUAAAUAAUAGCUUAAAUGAUGAUAUAGCAAAAGAAAUAACUGAAAAAAUGGAUAAAAAUGUAGAUCCUUAUUAUUGUGUGAAUAAUGAAUGUAUAGAGAAGAUAAUGCCUUCUAAUUUGUUAUUUUUUUUAAAAUCAUUUUUUAAUAAUCCAAAUAGAAAAAAUGUGAAUGAAAUCAAUUCAGAAAACAUAUUCAAUGAUAUAAUAAUGCAUAUUAUUUUUUCAAAAGAUCUUUUUAAUUUAAUAUAUGAUAAAAGAAAUUAUUUUUAUUAUUUAUCAAAUAUUAAUGUAAAUUUAGAUCAUAGCAGUGAAUUUAUUGAUAAUGAUUAUAGUUUUAAAACCCAUAAAAUAAUUCAAGAAUUAUUAAAUAAUUUUGAAAGAAAUAUAGAUAUAAUUAAUUUUAAGGAAUUAACAACUUUACGAGUCAGAAAAAUACUAAUAUUAUUUUCUCUUUUUAUUUUUAGAAUAUCCUAUAAUGGAAAUAUAUUGAAGAGGUCAUUUUUGAAAUAUGAAAAUGGUGAUAUAAAGAAAUAUUUAAAUUUUUUUAAUUUUUUUAUUUUGUUUAAUUAUUUUGUAUCUUAUUUAUCUGAGGAAAUACUAGUUGUAGCAGAUAAGCAGUUUUCAUGUAGUGCUUACUACACAAUCUCGUUUCUUUUAGACAUAAUUUUGUGCUUCUAUGGGAUUAUUGAGAAUAUCGAAAAAAUGGAAGAAUUCCCUGAUUAUAGAGAAUUAAAAAAGAAAGAAAAUAAUAAGAAAGAAUUUGGAGAGAAAAAAAUAUCAGAAAUAAAUAACGAAAUCCUGAUGGAAAUAAGAAAUGAAUUAAAAAUUUUGAAUAAAAAAUUGAAACACACAAUUGAAGAAUUAUCCAAUAAAGGAAAAAAAUAUUUUUUUCCACAAACAGAAAUACUUAUUAACAAAAUUUGA